GUGGAAUGGAGAAAAUAAAACAGCAUACCUUUGCACUAGCUCACUACACCUAUACUGUGCUGUCUACCUUAAAAUAUGCCAAUGGAGCUCCUGUAGUACGUAUUUACAGCGAUACAGAUUUCAGUAAUCCUGAUGUCCAGGGUCCAGUCAUUAAUUUUAACGUGCUUGAUGAAAAUGGAGAGGUGAUCGGCUUUUCACAGGUGGACAAGAUGGCCAGUCUCUACAACAUACAUGUCCGCACAGGUUGCUUCUGUAACACAGGAGCCUGCCAGAUGCAUUUGGGUUUAAGCAAUGAGGACAUCCGAAGGAAUCUGGAGGCUGGCCAUGUCUGUGGAGAUGAUAUAGACAUAAUUGAUGGACGUCCCACUGGUUCUGUGAGAAUAUCCUUUGGCUAUAUGUCUUCUUUUGAAGAUGCUCAGACUUUUUUGAAAUUCAUCAUGGCCACCAGACUCUCCAAGUUGGACACUGAGAUUCCCUUCCAGUCCUCUGUUACAAAGCUGACAACAAAGUCUGUCCCAGAUGACCACCCUUCCUUUAACAAUGCAGAUAAAUUGUCUCCAAUACCCGACAUCUCAGACAAAGAACUCAGGAAUAAUUCGUCUGAAGCAGAGGUGACUCUCAACUGGCAGCCACCAGAGGCUGAGGCAGAAAGCAUAAGGGCUGCUGUUUCUGAGACUGCAGUGCCAACAUUUAGAAGAGGUGGCAAGCCCAUCACUGUCGCCAACAUUUUCCUCUACCCAAUCAAAUCCUGCUCUGCAUUUGAGGUUACAGAAUGGCCAGUGGGAAACCAGGGUUUGUUGUAUGACCGUAGCUGGAUGGUUGUAAACCAGAAUGGGGUCUGCAUGACUCAGAAGCAGGAGCCAAGGUUGUGUCUUAUAAAUCCCUCAAUUGAUCUGAAGAAAAAUGUUAUGAUCAUCCAGGCAGAAGGUUAGUAACCAAUAUCCUUUUCUCCCCUUCCUUAUUCUAGACAGAGACACCUGCAUGCACCCACCAAACUACUGAAUGCUUACUGA
This is a messenger RNA of Tauraco erythrolophus (red-crested turaco), 1013 nucleotides long. The record is from RefSeq and is a predicted model, not a curated record. Lineage: Eukaryota; Metazoa; Chordata; Aves; Musophagiformes; Musophagidae.